Messenger RNA from Diversispora eburnea, 2262 nucleotides. Lineage: Eukaryota; Fungi; Glomeromycota; Glomeromycetes; Diversisporales; Diversisporaceae. The record is from the annotation of a GenBank genome assembly.
AUGGCGACAACAAUUCAUCUAAGUUCACAACAAGCCAUGCCACAGCUUCCACAACAUCAACACGUUCAAAAUCAAUCAGCCAGGAAUCGUCCGAUUUCGACACCAGUACCUAUGAAUUUUCCAAGAUAUUCAGAAAUUCCACAACAACAACACCACCACCACCAUCCUCAAAUUCCUCAAAGUUCAGUAAGAAGAGGUAAUAUGUUUGGACCUUACCUUUUAUUACAAACUUUGGGAGAAGGUGAAUUUGGUAAAGUUAAACUUGGAAUGCACGUCGCGAUUAAGUUAAUACGUAAAGAAUCAGUAGAUACACCUUCUCGACUUACGAAGAUAGAGAGGGAAAUAGGAGUGUUACGGAGUGUAAUGCAUCCAAAUAUUGUCAAACUAUUUGACGUAUUCGAGACAGAUCGAUAUAUUGGUAUUAUUAUGGAAUAUGCCUCGGCACAUCGUUAUUUAAAAGAACGAGAUGCAUGCAAGCUUUUCGCACAACUUAUUAGUGGAGUCAAUUAUUUACAUCAAAAAAAUAUUGUACACCGGGAUCUUAAACUUGAAAAUCUUUUAUUAGAUCGAAACCGAAAUAUUAUUAUUACAGAUUUUGGAUUCGCAAAUCAAUUUAAUGGUGUUCAUGAUGAUUUAAUGGCAACUUCAUGUGGAAGUCCAUGUUAUGCUGCACCGGAAUUGGUAAUUAGCGAAGGGCUUUACGUAGGAAGUGCUGUGGAUAUUUGGAGUUGUGGAUAUCUUCCAUUUGAUGAUGAUCCACAAAACCCUGAAGGUGAUAACAUUAAUUUACUUUAUAAAUAUAUUAUUAAUACUCCAUUGGUAUUCCCGGAAUAUGUAAGUUCGGAUGCCCGAGAUUUAUUAAGAAAGAUGUUAGUUCCGGAUCCAACAAAAAGAUGUGAUAUGCAGACAAUAAUGUCUCAUAGAUGGAUAGCUCAAUAUGCAUCAAUUUUUGAUUUUGGAAGUUCAUCAAAUAAUUAUUUAACCACUGAUUAUAUUGGAGAACAACAAAGUGAUAUGGGACCAAGAACUGCAACUACUGUUAAAAGACAUACAAUUCAAGUUGAAUAUGAACAACCCGAUAAUACAGCAGGAUAUAUUGAUUAUCCAGAUGAAGAUUUUCAAUUCGUUGAUGGAACUCGACUUGGACCAAGUUUGGUACCUGCAGUUACAUCCGAUAAUAUAUUAACUGAAGAAAAGGAUGAAAUAUCAUUAAAUGAUUAUGAUAAUGAAAUAUCACAAAAUUUUGAUUCAACUUCAACCCAAAAUUUUGAUUCCCAAAAUUUGAAUCUACCUAAUGUAAAAAAACAUCAUAGUACAUCUUCAACCAUUUCUGGAAAUUCUUUAGAUAAAAUUAGUUCUUCUUCUUCUUCACAUUAUAAAAAUUCGACGAAUAUUGGAUCUAAUCUUCUUACUCUUCAUGAAAAUGGAGCAAGUAAUGUUAAUCCCGAAAAAAAUCAGAUUAAUAAUGUACAUAAUCGUACAAGACCUAUAACAGUUCAUGGACCACCAUCAAAAAAUAAUCUUAAUCUUAAUAUUAAUAUUAAUGAAAGGAAAAAGAGGAAUAAUAGUAAAAGAAAGACCAUUAGUGAAAUGGUUGAAUCAUUUAAAGGACCCGCUGCUCACUCCACGCAUAGUGUCGUGACAAGUAGUAAUGUAACAAAUAAAGAUAAAAGAAAACUUUUAGGUAGUACUUCAACCGGAAGUUCGAAUGCCGCCAAGAAAGUUAUGGAUUGGUUCAGAAGAAAAUCUUUAGCAAAACAAGAUACACCAGUAUUAGUUCAACCAGUAUCUUCCAAAAUUGAAGAAGAAUUCAAUAUUCAAAGACCUAAGAAUAAGUCAAAGAGACAAAGGAAUAAUCCUUCCCAAACUUUAGUUAGUAUGGGAAUUGAAAUAAAGCGUGAAGGUGAAUUUAAAGUUCGAUGUGUUAGAAGAAAACGAAGAAUCAUCGAAAAUGACACUUUGACAAUAUUAGAAAAUUCUGAUACGGUUGUAGAUAUUUUGGCAGAGAAAAAACGAAAGAAAUAUUCAUCUGGUCCAUUAAAAAUGUUAUUACGUCGUUCAAAUUCUGGAGAGGAGAUUAGAUUCGCGGUGGAAUUAUGUCGAAUUAAGAAUUUACCGGGAAUUUAUAUCGUGGAUAUUAAAAGGAUGAAGGGUAACCUUUGGGCUUAUAAAUUUUUGUAUCACACCCUUCUUGAUAAAUUAGAUCUAAAAGGAAAAGGUGGUUAUUUAACUAUUGGUACAAGUGGAGGCAUGAUGCCAUAA